UAUAAUAAAGUCUCCUCUUACCCGGUGAUGUGAGGGUCGGCUGAUCCUCCAUCAUGACGUCCUUGUAGAGAUCCUUGUGUCCUUCUAAAUACUCCCACUCCUCCAUGGAGAAAUAGACAGUGACAUCCUGACACCUUAUAGGAACCUGACACACACAAUGAUACAGUCACCAUCCAGACACAUCCCUUGUCUGUUACUGGAGAAUGUCCCAGAAUUCCCGGCAUCGCUCACCUCUCCUAAUCCCCCUCACCUCUCCAGUCAGCAGGUAGAUGAUCUCCAGGGUGAGAUUUAAAAUUUUCUCAGUCAUGUGACUCCAGUCUUCGUCCAU
Messenger RNA from Staurois parvus, 328 nucleotides. NCBI's taxonomy places the organism in Eukaryota, Metazoa, Chordata, Amphibia, Anura, Ranidae. The record is from the annotation of a GenBank genome assembly.